Molecule: messenger RNA, 1956 nt
Organism: Closterium sp. NIES-65
Lineage: Eukaryota; Viridiplantae; Streptophyta; Zygnematophyceae; Desmidiales; Closteriaceae
Source: the annotation of a GenBank genome assembly
AUGCAGCCAAUACAGCCGGUCGGCGAGUACGACCUACACCGAAUACCACCUGCCUCAGGUCCCGGCGCGGGACCCCCACAGCGCCCCGGGCAAUACCGCGGAGGAGGCCGACACCGAGGAUCGAACCCGGGAUCUCUCGGAGGCAUACCCGCUAUAGUGAUCCCCGGGGUCGGGCAACUACCUCCCAUCCCUCCGCACGCGGUUAAAUUCAUCCGCAAAUUUGGGCCGUUGAUCUUGAUCAUCACGCUGCUGUUCGCCGUGCAGUACCUUCUCCUGUCGAUCUACCUGAACGUGCGGCGAAUCAAAUCCGACGUGAAGGAACAGUGCGCGUCGCUCCAGGCGGAUCUGAAUCUGACGGCGUGGGGGCACAUGGAGGGCGUGCGCAACGAGAACUGGCGGCAGCACCGCAUGGUGGGACGUGGCACGUACGGAUUGGUCCAGUGGUCCGCGUAUCGGAUCCAAGAAGGCGUGGUGGUCGGGGUAGGGUUUGGCGCGACGCUGCUGCGGCCUCACAGGAAGGUAAGAGCAGGGGGGGUUGGGACCGGUGGAGGUGGAGCAGGGAAAGACGGGGUGACAAUACUGGGCGACCCAUCGCUGCACUACCCGCGGGACGAGCCGCACGAGCAGUACGAGACCAUCAUCAUCCGCUGCGACCUGCGCGGGAAAGUGGUUACCAACCUCGGCGGUUACCUCGUUGUCGGAAUCGACAACGAGCAUAUAAUCCUCUAUCGGGAGGAUCGGGACUCCCCGACCCACGCGCUGCUGUCCACGACCCACCCGUACCGAGCCUCUUUCUGCACGUACCCGAUUGCCGACCCUGUGGACGGGGCGCGGCUCCGGGAUUGGCUGCAUGUGCACCGGGCGUACGGAGCGGAGCACGUGGUUGGGUACGAUGCGGGCGGCGUGGACCGGGCGGCGCUGCGUGAAGUGAAGGAGUUUCUGGAUGAGAAGUUUCUGGAGGUGCUGCCGAUGAGGGAUGUCGUGCACUUCAGAGUGCAAGCGCAAGGCAAGGGUGCAAGCGCAGGGAAAGGUGAGUCUGGGUUUAGGGGGCGGCGGGGGGAGCGGGCGACGCUGCGUGAAGUGAAGUUUCUAGAAGUGCUGCCGGUGCGAGACGUGGUGGUGCAUUUUGAGGUUCUGGCUCACGGCAAGCUCAUGGCGAUGCACGACUGUCUCUACCGCUCCACACUCACCUCCUCGUGGGUCUUAUUCCUGGACUGGGACGACAUUCUCCACAUCAUCUCGCCGCCCUCCCUCUCGGAGCUCCUCUCCCAGCAUCGCAACGUGCCCUGGCUGUCCUAUGGCUGCCAAGUCUGGGGCACCAAGCUGUGCAUGGGGACAAAGCACCGCAACGUGCCCUGGCUGUCGUAUGGCUGCCAAGUCUGGGGCACAAAACUGUGCAUGGGAACCAAGGUGAGCACCGCACUGCACCACACUGCUCCUCUUUGUACCACGUUCCACCGGAUCCUCCCACCGCCCUCCCUCACGGAGCUCCUCUCCCAGCAUUGCAAUGUGCCCUGGCUAUCGUAUGGCUGUCAAGUCUGGGGCACCAAGCUAUCUGUGGGAACAAAGGUGAGCAGUCGCACCAAGGGCCUCAUGCCCCAGGAGCGCAUGCUGUGGCACUGGCCUCACUUCCUGUGCUCUGAGGGCGACCCUCCCGUGGAAGCCAACUUCUGCCCGGGGACCAGGGGACACCGAUACAUCAUGGCCAACACUGGCAAGGUGUUUUUGAUGGGGGAGAGCGAGGUAGUUGAUCCAAGAACAGGAGGCGUAGACCUGUCAGUGGAGUCGGUGCGGCACGAGCGGUUUGAGAACGUGCACAAGCGGGGCGCUGACAUGGACUGGUGCUCGGAGGUGUAUGGCGAGAAAGACACUGUUGAGUGGUGGGUGAAGGACGGGACCAUGCAGACCCGCCUGGAGGUGAUUCGCAAGAAGGUUUAUUCCAAGGAGAAGAGAUGA